AUGGCGGCUGAAAAGAAGAUCCAGGUCAUGUCCUAUUAUCGUAUGAUAGACUCCAUUGAGUUACGAGCGGAAAAAUUGCUUUUGUUUGUGCGUUCGUUUGAUACCGAGAAGCAAGAAAGUUCACUUCUCGAAGACAAGCUUGAGUCGAUUGACCAGAUGCGUUCUUUAUUGCAUGAAACUGAAGUUAAAUUAUAUGGGGUAAUUAAGGAGGAUGAGGUUGGGUCUCUGCAGAUGACGAUUGAGAAGAUAGAAGAUUUGUUUGAUGAUAUUCGUCACCGAGUUCGAAAGAUUAUCCGGGAAAUUGAUCCUCCCAAGCCGAUAAGUGCCCCAGCAACUAUCCAUUCAACACAACACCUCCAUACAAAAUUGCCAGAUAUUCCUCUUCCCCGAUUCAAUGGCCAAUUGGAAGACUGGCUGACAUUCGAGUCCCAAUUUAAUUCUUUGAUUAAGCGGCGUGAAAGUUUGUCAGAAAGUAAGAAGCUAUUCUACCUGAAGGCUGCCAUCCAAGAUGGUUCAGCCCGUCAUGUCCAGUCCUCCGAAGACAAUUUUUCAUCACUCUGGAAGGCAUUAUGUUCAGAGUUUGAGAAUAAGCGAUUGUUGGUAGAUAGGCAUAUUGCUCAGCUGUUUCAUCUGAAACCUUUAGUUCGCGAGUCUGGAUCCGCAUUACGAACUUUACUGAGUGACGUUACUCGUAACAUAAGAGCUUUGGCUAAUCUUGAGCUAAAAUAA
This is a messenger RNA of Uranotaenia lowii, 729 nucleotides long. RefSeq lists its product as uncharacterized. The transcript has a single exon. Lineage: Eukaryota; Metazoa; Arthropoda; Insecta; Diptera; Culicidae. The record is from RefSeq and is a predicted model, not a curated record. The coding region runs from base 1 to 729 and encodes 242 amino acids.